UCACUCUUAAAUCAUUAGGCGAUCCUCUUCCUCGUCCGGACUCAUGACUGUUUGUUUUGCCUUAUGUCCAACUCUUUGAGAUGUAAUGAAAGUCUAAAUCCACGGUGUUAUGGUGUUCCUCUGCAGACCAGAAAGUGGUUCCGUUGUUCCAGGAGGAGGACAGCCAGCAGAGGGCGCUCAUAGGCCUGAUGGUGGACAAGCUGAGAGAGCACCUCAACAGACACCUGCCUCGUCUGGGGAAGAAGAAGAUCGACGUGCUGGUGGUGAACUACGUGGCCAAGCUGCUGGAGCUGAUCAGACGCAUGCUGGAGUCUGUGUGGCUGAAGUACAAACUAGGCCCUCUGGUGCUGUGCUUAAAGCAGCGGGGGAGUUCAGCAGAGUGGGCCGUGUUUCACGUGAUGUGUCGGAUACUGGAGGCUACAAAGACUCUGUGUCUCCCCCUCCCUCCUGGGUAUCACACUCUACUGUCCGUGUUGGGGGUUCGCUGUCUCCCCAGACACACCUUCCUGCAGUACGUUGACCAUGGUGUGCUGCAGCUCACAGAGACCUUCGUCUCACGACUCAUGACAGAUCUAGACAACAGUGAUGCCAACGAGGAGCUGAAGUUCAGCAUUCUGAAGAGACUACCAGAGUCCAUGGAGCAGAGGAUCUGUCACCUGUGGGAUCACCCCAUCAGUUCAGCCUGUAUCUCCAGAGACUAUGUCAGAGGCCUGCUGGAGAAACACGACAAAACCAAAGGUUCUAUGUUCAUGGAGAGAGAUGAGCCUGGCUUCAGGCCUGAGUUCCUGCCUCUCACCUUCCUGACCAAAAUUCUGUUGGAUGUGGAAGACCGAGCUCUGAACCCUUUUGAGGAGCAGGAGAAUGUGGAUGCCAGGUUUGUGGAGGAGACGGCUCUGAAACAGACUCUGAUCCUGCUGGGCUUCCAGGACAAGUGAUGGAGGGAGGGACCGAGGUGAAGGGAGACCAGAUGGAUGAGGCUCUUACAGUAAGAAGGGAAGUUCUCUGGAAGGUGUCUGAAUUUCCACAACAUGUGUCCUGUACGAUGCCGGUAUAUUUCCAUUUCAGAGGAACUGAAGCAUGGUUAGAUUUCAGGAAUAACACCGUUGUGUGGAAUACAGGAAAUGUGUUGAUCAGGUACAAUAAUAAACAGGAAAAGGGAUUUUUGUCGUCAUGUUUACACGUGUAAAAGCCAUAUUGUAUCAAUGAAACACGAAAUAAAAUAUUUGUUGCAUGUUUCUAACAA
This is a messenger RNA of Oncorhynchus keta (chum salmon), 1243 nucleotides long. Its product is annotated as gamma-secretase-activating protein. Bases 189 to 935 code for a protein of 248 amino acids. The record is from RefSeq and is a predicted model, not a curated record. The transcript is spliced from 10 exons. NCBI's taxonomy places the organism in Eukaryota, Metazoa, Chordata, Actinopteri, Salmoniformes, Salmonidae. Gene Ontology annotation, biological process: positive regulation of amyloid-beta formation. Gene Ontology annotation, cellular component: trans-Golgi network.